AUGAUGGAAACCGAUACAAAGGCGACCUCGGGCAGUGACGUCGAACAUGGCAGCUCUGGCACAGGAAGUGUCCUUCCCGAGACCAAGGAGGUCAGGAAAAGUACAGACCAGAAAAGGCACCCAAGAGAGGAUUGGUCAUCAUGGAGAUGGCCGUGUGUUCAAGUAGCUUUUAUCCUAGGCGGUAUGCUCCUGGGUUACGACGUCAGCAAUAUCGCGAACAUCCAACCUCCGAUUUAUGAAGCAUUCGGAAAUGUUCAUCUUUUACCAUGGGUCGCCACGGGUUACACUGCGUCCCAAGUAUGCCUGGUUCCGCUCGUACGCAAACUUGCGGUCCUUGGCAGCGUUAAAUGGCAAAUCGUUGUCUACACAACAAUCUUCAUGGUUGGCGCCGCUGUAUCGGGCUCAGCUACUGGCAUAAACUCGGUCAUUAUCGGUCGUGUUGUUGCGGGUAUUGGAGGGGCUGGUAUCUACCAGCUGGUUCUUCUCGUCAAUGUAUUCGUUUCCACGCCUGCAGAAUUGCCCCGUUUGCAAGGUCUGAUGGCGGUGUCCUGGGCUAUCGGACUUACUUUGGGCCCUGUUAUUGGUGGUGCCUUUGCCGAAAACCAGAACGCCACCUGGAGAUGGGCCAUGUACCUGAACUUACCGAUUCUCGCCGUCAUCGGAGUGCUCAUCUUUGUAGCGUUGCCCCCAUUCAUGUGGCACCCAAUGUGCCUAUAG
Colletotrichum spaethianum is the source of this 717-nucleotide messenger RNA. RefSeq names its product efflux pump DEP3. NCBI's taxonomy places the organism in Eukaryota, Fungi, Ascomycota, Sordariomycetes, Glomerellales, Glomerellaceae. The coding region runs from base 1 to 717 and encodes 238 amino acids. The transcript has 4 exons. Gene Ontology annotation, biological process: transmembrane transport. Gene Ontology annotation, molecular function: transmembrane transporter activity. The record is from RefSeq and is a predicted model, not a curated record.